This is a messenger RNA of Mauremys reevesii (Reeves's turtle), 1282 nucleotides long. Its product is annotated as serine protease inhibitor Kazal-type 6-like. Bases 772 to 1122 code for a protein of 116 amino acids. The transcript has 4 exons. Gene Ontology annotation, molecular function: serine-type endopeptidase inhibitor activity; protein binding. The record is from RefSeq and is a predicted model, not a curated record. Lineage: Eukaryota; Metazoa; Chordata; Testudines; Geoemydidae.
GAAAGCCGGCUGGCUCGAGAGAAGAUGCUGAUGGGAUUUUCUCACGUCUGGCUGAGCAGGGAGCUGGGCACAGAGUCAGAGCCUCCCCUGAGUUCUGGCAGUUUAAUGGCGCGGCACCAUCGCAAAGCUGCCUUAACGAUGGAUUCGCUGGGCACAGCAGCAUCUCCCCUGUGCUCGGGGAUCUCCAGCUGCCAAAUCCACUCCUGGGUCCCCCCAUCGCUGCAGCCGCUGCAGGGCGCACAGCUGGGGAAAGGGACAGAACCAAGAUCCUGGAAUCUCACGACAUUGGAAAUGGCUGCUUGGGGUCACGGGCCAGUGGAAUGAGUUAGACCUGCCCUAUCGCUCCUCUAAACUAAGCCAGGCACCAGCUGCGGGCAGAACACUUGCAAGAUCAGGGCAUCAGGGCAGUUGAUUCUGGUCAGCUUUGCCCCCUUGUAGCUGGGACCUACUGCAGAGUCUGGCCGAAAGAGGCUGGUAACACGGUAAAUGUCAGGUGCUUUCUUGGGUCAGUGCCCUUAACGUGCAGCAUGAACAAUAUGUUCUGCACUCGCAGUCAUGACAAUCAGGAAUAUCCGGGUUUGGGUGCCCGUGUGCCCCAUGGUGAGCACUCAGCCCACAUAACUACUCCAUUAUUCACCCAAUCAAGGGUGUGACUUGUAACCUCCUCACUCUGAUCCCGGAAUCUUGUUGAGGAGGAAACAUUGUUCACAGCUUGGCGUUCCCCUUGAGAGCUUUGCUUCCGGUUGCCGGAGUUGUGAGUGACUAUUUAGGAUGAUGUCACAUCUCCGACACCCUAUAUAUAGUGGGGCUCUGUCUGUGGGGUUUACUGAGGGAGCAGAGCACCAAGAGCCCAGUGCAGACCAGACAGACGCCUCCGCCAUGAAGAUAACAGGGGCCGUUCUGCUCUUCGCUCUGGCACUUUGCUGCUUCUACUCAGAUGCUGCUGGCCAGGCUGGUAAGGGUUUCUGCAGUGAGUACAAGGAGCCUCCAGAAUUCUGCACUGAGGAGUACGCGCCUGUUUGUGGCACUGAUGGGAAAACAUACAGCAACAAAUGCUUCUUUUGCAAAGCAGUCUAUGAAAACCUUGGAAGUCUUUGCUUUGCACGACUUGGAAAAUGCUGAAUCCUCGGGGUGCCGAGCGCUGAUAUGGAGCUGAACCCCAUUUGCUUCUAGUUCCCACCAGCAGAUCCCCGCAUGGAGCCAUGUUCUCGUCUCAUCCUCCAUUUCCAAGGCUCCUGACAGUGUCGCUGACUUUCCCUCUGCCUGUGCAAUAAAGCAAACU